Phytomonas sp. EM1 is the source of this 1588-nucleotide messenger RNA. The record is from the annotation of a GenBank genome assembly. NCBI's taxonomy places the organism in Eukaryota, Euglenozoa, Kinetoplastea, Trypanosomatida, Trypanosomatidae.
AAGGUUUAUAUUAUUUUCUAAUUCCUGAAUGCGAAAAAGUGAUAAAUACAUCAAAGUGGCAGAGGAGUUUAUCUCCUUUGUUAAUAAAUCAUGCACUCCGUUUCAUGCAGUAAAGACAUCUGCUGCAAUGAUCGAGUCAGCAGGGUUUCUGCACUUGGAUGAAGGAAAAGAUUGGCCUGAUAUUGUACCAGGAGGAAAAUACUACAUUACUCGAAGCGGCUCAAGUAUUGUUGCAUUUACAAUUGGUGCUAAGUUUAAUCCAGCGAAUGGACUCAAGAUUAUUGGAGCACACACUGAUUCGCCCAAUUUUGCACUCAAACCGCGCACUGUUUCAGAAAGUAAUAAAUAUCAACGUGUUGGGGUCCAGUGCUAUGGGGGUGGUCAGUGGCAUACAUGGUUUGAUCGAGAUUUGACAGUUGCCGGCAGGGUAAUUGUCGAUCGUGGAAACCUCGAAUCAGUGUUAAUUCGUAUUAACAAGCCGAUUAUGCGUAUUCCGACACUUGCAAUUCAUUUAUGUUCUGCACAGGAAAGGGAAUCCUUUUCACCAAAUAAAGAAAAACACCUAAUCCCAAUUAUUGCCACAAAAAUUGAGGAAGAUAUCAACAAUGCUGCAAAUAAUCUUCACGGUAAGCACUGUGUUCCCCUUUUUGAGGCCAUUUCCAAAGAGGCUGGUUGUGAACCCGAUCAAAUAAUUGAUUACGAUCUGUCUGUAAUUGACUACCAGGAGGCUAACAUUGGUGGAGUUAAUGACGAAUUUAUUUUUGCGCCUCGAAUCGAUAAUCUACUCUCGUGCUUUUGUGCGAUCAAGGCUUUAACAGAUUCUGCAGGAAAUGAGGAUGAACUCAUGGCAAGAGUGGUGUGUCUCUUUGACCAUGAAGAAGUGGGGUCUAGUACAGCGCAAGGAGCAGGUGGCACGCUCAUACCGGAUCUUAUCGAACGUCUUCUGGACAAGCAAACCCUCCGUUCGAGAUUGGUGGCAAACUCAUUUUUACUCUCUGUAGACGGUGCGCAUGCGGCUCAUCCCAAUUAUCCAGAAAAAUACGAAUCAACUCAUCUUCCAAAAUUGCAUCAAGGUCCUGUAAUUAAAUACAAUGCAAACGCAAGGUACGCUACAAAUGCAUGGACUGCAGCAGUUGUUAAGAAACUUGCUAAGGAAGCCUCCAUACCGAUUCAGGAAUUUGUUGUUAAAAAUGACUCACCUUGUGGUUCUACGAUUGGCCCUAUUCUCUCUACUCUAUCAGGUAUUAAAACUGUUGAUUUAGGAAAUGCAAUGCUUAGUAUGCACAGUAUACGCGAGAUGUGUGGAACUCAAGAUGUUUAUUACCUUAUCGAACUGAUUAAGAGCUUCUUUGAGAAUUACAAAAAUUGAUGAGCAAAAGAGGAAAAUUUUUAGUAAGCGAGUUACACUUCCUUAGAUAUAAGUAAAAAAAAUUAUAUUUUCAUUAGUGCUUUUACUUUCCUCUUUAAAUCCGACCUUAUGAAACACAAGCAUAAUAUUAUACUAGUAGAAAAUUAUAUGGUUUUGUAUCUCAGCCCAUUUGAUCUGUAAUGCAUAUUAUUAUUUAAUGAUAUUAAAAUAAUAAAUAAA